AAAGAAGUGAAUAUAGUUGAAUAGCAAGGAGGAUAAAAUCAAGUAAAAUCACUGUUUAUUAAAAGUGUUAGUUCUUGAAUGAAUAAUAAUGGGUAUCUGUUCCUUUGCUUUGUCCUUCUUAGAUUUCCCAUGGCAGACUUUCAGCCUUUGCUUCUGCUACUUCUCAUCCUGACUACAUCAUUUGCCAAUGAAAAUUAACCUAUAAUCUCCACCGUAAGUGGAAAGGUUCGAGGGAAUGUUUUUAAUGUGCUAGACGGUCAACUUCAAGCAUUUCGUGGAAUUCCGUAUGCAAGGGUGCCUCGCUCUAUCCUAAGAUUCCGUCCUCCAGUGCCUGUGAGUAAAUGGGAUGAUGUGAAAAAUGCCCAAGAUUUACCAAAUUCCUGCUACCAGCUGCGAGAUGAAAUGUUUCCAGGGUUUGAAGGUGCAGAGAUGUGGAAUCCAAACACCCCUGUGAGUGAGGACUGUCUGUACUUGAAUAUUUGGGCCCCUCUGUUCAAGACACCCACACCCAAACCGGAAGAUAGUGUUCCCGUAUUAGUCUGGAUAUAUGGAGGUUCCUUUAUGUCAGGAACAUCCACCCUGGAUGUCUAUCAAGGCCAUUUCUUGUGUAAAUCUCAGAAGGUUGUUGUGGUAACUAUAAAUUACAGAGUGGGACCACUUGGCUUUCUGGCUAUUCCUAACAACCCAAACAUCCAGGGAAAUCAAGGUCUACUGGAUCAGCGUUUGGCACUUAAAUGGGUGGUCGAUAACAUCGCUGCAUUUGGAGGUGAUCCUACCAAGAUAACACUAUUUGGGGAGAGUGCUGGAGCAGCAUCUGUGGGGUUCCACCUGCUCUCUCCAGGCAGCCAGGGCCUCUUUCAAAGGGCUGUGAUGCAGAGCGGCUCCCCUAAUGCAGCAUGGGCCAUAGCAAAUAAAACUGAGUUAUAUGACAGUUAUUUUUUUAGGUAUGCAGAACGUGGCGGUAAGACCUUUUUGUAUUUUUUUGACCAAAUGUCAUCCCCAAAUCCCUGGCCAAAAUGGGCGGGUGUUAUGCAUGGCUACGAGAUAGACUAUGUAUUUGGAAAUACUCUGAAUGAGUCCCGUAAGUUCACGUGGGAUGAAAUGACUGUGUCAAGAAGAUUAUGCAGCACUUUGGCGACUUUGCCCGGACUGGGUAGGCUAAACAGAUUUUCAGUCAGUCAUGCAGGGAUUGUGAGAAACCUAAAAACUUUUUUGUUUUACCUUUUCAGAAAUCCAGAGUUUAACGGAGGUGAUUGGCCAUCGUUUAAUGCUAAAAGUCAGGUGUAUGUCAUUUUGAAUGACGAUAGCAGAGGAGUAAAGAAGAAUUUAAAAGCUAAAGAGUGUUAUUUGUGGCAGACUUUCCUGCCUAAAUUACAGAACAUGUCAGGUGAGACACACACUAACAAGUCAGUCUAUACAGUCUGA
This is a messenger RNA of Xiphophorus hellerii (green swordtail), 1425 nucleotides long. RefSeq names its product cholinesterase-like. Gene Ontology annotation, cellular component: plasma membrane. The record is from RefSeq and is a predicted model, not a curated record. Gene Ontology annotation, biological process: choline metabolic process; acetylcholine catabolic process. Gene Ontology annotation, molecular function: acetylcholinesterase activity. NCBI's taxonomy places the organism in Eukaryota, Metazoa, Chordata, Actinopteri, Cyprinodontiformes, Poeciliidae.